Histoplasma capsulatum G186AR is the source of this 1041-nucleotide messenger RNA. RefSeq names its product protein kinase. Gene Ontology annotation, molecular function: ATP binding; protein kinase activity. The record is from RefSeq and is a predicted model, not a curated record. Lineage: Eukaryota; Fungi; Ascomycota; Eurotiomycetes; Onygenales; Ajellomycetaceae. Gene Ontology annotation, biological process: spliceosomal complex assembly; regulation of mRNA processing; protein phosphorylation. The coding region runs from base 1 to 1041 and encodes 346 amino acids. The transcript is spliced from 4 exons.
AUGUCAACUGCUACAAGUGGAUUAUAUGAAUGUGCCAUUGAUGUCGAGGAUCCAAACGGUUAUCACACGGGUCGCUACUUUUCAGUGACAUUGGGGAAUGAGUUUAAGGGUGGUAGAUAUCGUGUUCUGCAUAAACUUGGGUGGGGUGGAUUCGCAACUGUUUGGCUAGCGAGAGAUAACCUGACCUACUCCAAUGUGGCCCUGAAGAUUAUCAAUGUGAAUGAUAGCUCCCAUGAGUUCAAAGUUCUACACCACCUCCAACAUUCCAGCGUUGCCCAGGCAAAUGUUGGCCACCCAGGUCGUGCUUCAGUGCUCCAGCUCCUUGACCACUUUGAGCUCGCAACUCCCCACAUGGGUUUGAUAUUCCCGGUCAUGGGUAUGGACCUUCGUUCUCGGAUAGACGCCCAACACGGGCAACGCUUGCCAAAGCAGGUUGCGCUAAACGUCUGUUCCCGAGUAGCCCUCGGUUUGGAUUAUCUCUGGAAAUGCGGCAUUGCACAUGGAGCAUUCUUUCACGAAAACCCACCAAGUCACUUAUCCACUCCUUGGCAUGUGCGCGCACCCGAGUCAGUCUAUAUGCAACCUUUGGAUAAGAAUGUCGAUAUGUGGAGCGUUAGCUGUUUGAAUUUCGAAAUUAUUACAGGAAGGACAUUCAUGGAUUCUUUCUUGGCAGACCGGAUGGACAUGAUUGUUGGCUUGAAACGAGUCCUUGGACAACCACCAUCAAAGUGGCGUGACGGCUUGGAAAGCAAUGUUCGAGAUAUACUUGAUAGUACCCCCGCCAGAGAUAUGGGAUUCUACCAAUAUCUUGAACUUAACUACAACCAGGAUGAUGUUAAGCUCUUAGCUCUUGACGGCUAUGAAGACGAAGAAGGAAUUCCUAUCGAAGAAUCUGAGAAGCUGCCACCAGAGUUUACUGAGAUGGACCUGGUGUCUUUGACAGAGAUUUUAUCUGGACUGCUCAGUUACGAACCCCAAGGGAGAGGUACACCAUCCUCGCUACUCAGAGCUCUUUCUCGUCUGGAUAAGUCAUAUGAUUGA